UCAUCUCACCAUCUCACACUUGUAAGCUCACACAAUGGCAGGCACUAAACUGGUAGCCCUAGGUUUCAUUGUCCUCUUGAGCAUUAUGAGCUUAGCCAAUGCUGCAAGGGUAGCUAGGUACUCCAGUUCGGGAGGAACUGGUACCGGAGAGGGCGGCGGCGGUGGAUACGUGAAUGGUGCUGGCUCUGGGUCUGGUAGUGGUGCUGGGUCUGGUGAAAGUGGUUCAAAUGGUGUGCACGCGAGUGCCGGAGGUGGAGGCGGAGGUGGUGGUAGCAGCAACUAUGGUGGCUCUGGGUAUGGUGGUGGAUCUGGCUCGGGUUCAGGCUCUAGCCAGUACAUUGAAGGCUCAUAUUAUGGCUAUGGUGGGUAUUCUAACGCUGGUGGUAAUGGAGGUGGCGGUGGUGGAGGACAAGCUGGUGGUAACUAUGGGUCCAGUGGCCAAGGUGGUGGUAGCGGAACCGGUUCUGGCUCUAGCCAAGCUGGUACAUACCGGUACGGUCCGGGUUAUGCAAAUGCUAAUGCCAAUGGCAAUGGUGAAGGAAAAGGCACCGGUCAGAAUGGUGGUAGUGGCGGCGGUCAGGGUGGUGGAUCUGGCUAUGGUAAUGCGAACCCUUAGAAGCUCUACCUAUCAGAAGAUGGAGCCCAACCUAUGGUGUUUUUGGCUGUUAUUUUAUUAGAAUUUGCUUACUUUUAUAUUUGUAUCAUUAUGCAUGUGCUAGAUUGUAUCGAGUUAAUAAAGGGUUCCAUCAUUGUACAAUAAACACAAAAAUAUGUAUGUUGGCAUGCAUCUCAUACAGUGUGACUGGUGGUUGAGAUUGAGACUAUACUAUUAUC
This is a messenger RNA of Setaria italica (foxtail millet), 834 nucleotides long. Its product is annotated as putative glycine-rich cell wall structural protein 1. Bases 35 to 616 code for a protein of 193 amino acids. The transcript has a single exon. Lineage: Eukaryota; Viridiplantae; Streptophyta; Magnoliopsida; Poales; Poaceae. The record is from RefSeq and is a predicted model, not a curated record.